Messenger RNA from Arxiozyma heterogenica, 1485 nucleotides. It is a transcript of the gene RRP3, whose product is annotated as RNA-dependent ATPase RRP3. Lineage: Eukaryota; Fungi; Ascomycota; Saccharomycetes; Saccharomycetales; Saccharomycetaceae. The record is from RefSeq and is a predicted model, not a curated record. Gene Ontology annotation, molecular function: nucleic acid binding; ATP binding; RNA helicase activity. Bases 1 to 1485 code for a protein of 494 amino acids. The transcript has a single exon.
AUGGCUAAUGGGAAAGUGGAUAAAAAAAUUUCAUCUAGCAAAAAAGAAGUUACUUCUUUAGUAGCUAAAAUUAAAGCAAAAGCCUUAGAAAAUCAAAAGAAACUUAAAGAAGAAGAACAUAAAAACAGUGUAGAUUCCACUGACGGUGAAUCAAAUAAAAAGAAACGUACAAAAAAGGAAGAAGAAGAAGGGGACACCAAUGAUGAAGAUGAAACAUUUGAUUCGUUUCAAAAAUUGAAUUUAGUACCAGAAUUAAUCGAGGCCUGUCAAAAUUUGAAUUAUUCUAAACCUACUCCAAUUCAAGCCAAGUCUAUCCCACCUGCUUUAAAAGGCAAAGAUAUUAUUGGCCUUGCUCAAACAGGGUCUGGUAAAACUGCUGCAUUUGCCAUCCCAAUUUUAAACAAUCUAUGGCAUGACCAACAACCUUACUAUGCUUGUAUCUUAGCACCAACAAGAGAAUUGGCCCAACAAAUCAAAGAGACAUUUGAUUCUCUUGGUUCCUUGAUGGGAGUGCGUUCCGUCUGUAUUGUCGGUGGUAUGAAUAUGAUGGAUCAAGCAAGAGAUCUUAUGAGGAAACCACAUAUAAUCAUUGCUACACCAGGUAGAUUAAUGGACCAUUUAGAAAAUACAAAGGGGUUUUCAUUGAGAAAAUUGAAAUAUUUGGUGAUGGAUGAAGCGGAUAGAUUGUUAGAUAUGGAAUUUGGUCCCGUGUUAGACAGAAUUCUCAAAAUUAUACCAACUAAAGGAAGAAUAACAUACUUAUUCUCUGCUACCAUGACUUCUAAGAUUGAUAAACUACAAAGAGCAAGUUUAACUAACCCAGUGAAAUGUGCUGUAUCUAAUAAAUAUCAAACUGUUGACACUUUGAUACAAACAUUGAUGGUUGUACCAAGUGGUAUUAAGGACACAUAUUUAAUAUACUUAUUGAAUGAAUUUAUGGGAAAAUCUAUGAUAGUCUUUACUAGAACAAAGGCCAAUGCCGAGAGAAUAUCUGCAUUAGCUAAUCUGUUAGAAUUCAAUGCCACUGCAUUGCACGGUGAUUUAAAUCAAAACCAAAGAACAGGUGCUCUAGAUUUAUUCAAAGCUGGCAAAAAGACCAUUCUUGUGGCUACUGAUGUUGCAGCAAGAGGGCUAGAUAUUCCAUCGGUUGAUAUAGUUAUCAACUAUGAUAUCCCUGUUGAUUCAAAAUCAUACAUUCAUCGAGUUGGAAGAACUGCCAGAGCAGGUAGAUCUGGUAAGUCUGUUUCUUUAGUAUCGCAAUACGAUCUAGAAUUGAUUUUAAGAAUUGAAGAGGUUUUAGGCAAAAAGUUACCAAAAGAAACAGUGGAUAAAGACAUCAUAUUAGCAUUAAGGGACUCUGUUGAUAAAGCUAAUGGUGAGGUUGUUAAAGAAUUAAGUAGAAGAAGCAAGGAAAAGGCCGCACGUGGUAAAGGUAGAAGAGCUAGAAUGUUGGCUAAGGAUAACAUGGAUAAAGAAGAAAUGUAA